Messenger RNA from Cyprinodon tularosa, 3661 nucleotides. Its product is annotated as gastrula zinc finger protein XlCGF57.1-like. Lineage: Eukaryota; Metazoa; Chordata; Actinopteri; Cyprinodontiformes; Cyprinodontidae. Bases 215 to 1432 code for a protein of 405 amino acids. The record is from RefSeq and is a predicted model, not a curated record. The transcript is spliced from 2 exons.
UCAACAUCUACUGCUGGAUUUCACCAGGAUCCCCCAGAUCAUCUUACACCGGAUAGACUGCCUACAGGACUAUGCUGGAAAACAAGACGAUUUAUCUGACCAGCAGCCCUGUGAACAGGAGAGGAAUUCCAGUUUGGACCACAAGGAACCAGAACCUCAGCAGAUAAAAGAAGAGCAGAAAGAACCAGAACAUCCCUGCACAAAAGAGGAAACCAUGGAGCUCCCCAUAAGUGAGCAUGGAGAGCAGCUUGUUCUGAAGCAGGAAACUGGAGAUACAGAAAAAAAAACAUUCCCAUGUUUGACAUGUCGAGAAAAUGUUUUGAAAAAAGAACAUUUAAUAGUUCAUGCAGUAGCUCACACUGGUCAGAAGAAUUAUGAAUGUCUGCCAUGUGGAAAAAGCUUUAUUAACAAAUCUAAUCUCAAUCAACACAUCAGAAUUCACACAGGACAGAACCCUUUCAAAUGUGGGUCCUGUGGAAAAGGUUUCUCUCAGAAAUCUAAACUUGAUUUACACAUCCAAAUUCACAAAGGUGAGAAGCCUUUCUCCUGUAUCAUUUGUUGCAAAAGUUUUACACGAAAAAGUAGUUUUAUUGACCACAUGAGAACUCACACAGGUGAAAAGCCUUUCGAAUGUCUGUCUUGUGGAAAAAGCUUCGCCUUUAAAUCUGACCUUAAGAAACACUUUAGAAUUCACACAGGCGAGAAGCCUUUCUCCUGUGCAACUUGUGGCAAAAGUUUUACUCAAAAAGGUAAUUUGACUUGUCAUAUGACAACUCACUCAAAUGAAAGACCUUUUUCUUGUAUGACAUGUGGGAAAAGCUUCAGUCAGAGAUGUAAUCUUGAUGUACACGUCAGAACUCACUCAAAUGAGAAACCUUUUAAAUGUCUGUCCUGUGGACAAAGUUUCAUCAAUAAAGUCACUCUUGAUAGACACAUCAGAAUUCACACAGGACAAAAACCUUUCAAAUGCCGGUCCUGUGGAAUAAGCUUCUCUCAGAAAUCGAACCUUGAUAGACACAUGCGAAUUCACAAAGGUGAGAAGCCUUUUUCCUGCACAAUUUGUAGCAAAAGGUUUACUGUGAAAAGUAGUAUGACUGACCACAUGAGAACUCACACAGGUGAGAAGCCUUUCAAAUGUCUGUCCUGUGGAAAAAGCUUUGCAUGUAAAUCUGAUCUUACUAAACACCUCAGAAUUCAUACAGAUGAGAAGCCUUUCUCCUGUACAGUUUGCGGCAAAAGUUUUACUAGAAAAGGUCAUUUGACUUGUCACAUGACGACUCACUCAGAUAAAAGACGUUUUUCUUGUGUGACCUGUGGAAAAAGGUUCAAGCAGAAACCUCAUCUUGAUAAACACGUCAGAGUUCACACCGGUGAGAAGCCGUUCUCCUGUACCAUUUUUGGCAAAGAUUUUACAAAAAAAAAAAAAACUUGACUAAACGCAUGACUACUCAUGUGAGAAACAUUUUUCAUUCAUGACACAUGAAAUUGAUUAUCUUAAAAAGAGAUAUUUAAUGCUUCAAGUCACAGGAAUGAACAUUAGAGACAUUUUCCAUGUACAGGCAUGGACUGGUAAUCGGGCAUACCAGGCAUCUGCCCGGUGGGCCGACGUGCUGUUUGGGCCGGCAGACCCGACAUGUAUAUUAAUAAUAUGUAUUAUUAUUAUUAUUAUUAUUCACUCUCCAUUGGAACUUUGUGCAGUGGUGUUCACAGUAGUAAUGGAUGAGAAACACAAGGGAGGCGCAGAGAAACUGCACGAAAAAAGAAACGAGUUCUUCAAACGGACACUGCAAAAUGUGUAAAACUGACUGACAUGUUCCCAACAGCGGGCCCUUCAUCUGCUCCGGUGUCUGAUGUUAAAUUUAAUGGUGGUGGUGGUUGCAGACAUCCCAAGUUUCCCGGAAGUUCCUGGAGUCUCCCUGAUAUCCAUAGUUGUUCAAGGAUGCCUGGAGUCAGAUAAAUUAUCCCGGAUUUUAGACUAUGGGAGGUGGUGUUUUUUUAAAUGCUAGUGGCAGCGAGCGGCAGUACAAUAAUUCAUGCAUCAUGUGCGGAUUAGAACUACUGUAAUUGCUGGUGAAACCUGUGCAGCGUAUCUGUCCAAAGCGAUGCUCUGAUCAACCAGCAUUCCAGGCGACUGGCUGAUCAGAGAGCUGAUUAGAUCAGUCAGAAAAUAAGCCAAUAAGUUUCAGUUUUCUUUUUUACAGUUACCUCAUCUUGCAGCAGAAUAUACUAAAGUGUAUUCAUGUCUAGUGAGGGUGAAGAAUGAUGGAAUGUGCAUGUAUGGGGCACGGUGCAGCCAGGGGCGUCAACUGACCCAGUACUAUACAGGGGCACAAUAGGGCACCAAUUAAAAUGCGAGCGCAUAGAGCACAUGAGCAAAAAAAAUUUUGGGCAUUAUUUAGUUUAUAAAAACAUGGGCACAGAUAAUUAAUGCAAGCAUGCAAGCAAAUAUUUUAUGGCACUUAUUUAUUAUUAUAAAGCAUCAUAAAUAAAUUGUACAAUAAGAGAAUUGGCCCUCAUGUGAACUUCACUGUAUAUCUCUAAUCCACUACUGAUGAAGGCACAAUUGAUUAUUAUUAUUUUUAUUAUCUCAACUCAUCUCCCUGAAAUGAGGUUUUUGAACUUCAGAUGUCUGCGGUUGUAGUGGAGGCGACGGCGAACCAAGCAGUGAACAUGAUGUCAGUGCGGCUGAGGAGAGACAUGGCGAGAAAGAUGAGAGCAGGAGGAAAUAGAUUCCUUUGCCCGUCCUGAUCCUUGUCUUUUACAAAACUUUUUGAAUCACCACCCACAACAAAGCACAAAAAAAUCCAGUUGUGCAAAAGGUAUUCACCACUAAAAAUGCACAAAACAGGAGGUGGCUCACAUAUUGUGAGAAACAUAAUGCUUUAUUUUGUUUUGUAUGUAUUGCAUUUGGAAAGACUAUUGACACAAGCUCAUUUAUUACUGGGAUGUCUGAUUGGAGGCAUGUGCACCAGCGCACAGAAGAGCAUGAGAAGAGUAGCGUAAAUUGUGUGGUUCACUGUGAUCUCUCUCUCUCUCUCUCUCUCUCUCUCUCUCUCUCUCUCUCUCUCUCUCUCUCUCUCUCUCUCUCUCUCUCUCUCUCUCUCUCUCUCUCUCUCUCUCUCUCUCUCUCUCUCUCUCUCUCUCUCUCUCUCUCUCUCUCAUCUAAGAAUUGUUGCUGUGCUGUGGUGGAGUUUACAUUUUACAGUGUUAUUAAAUUAAGAUUUUGGAAGUAUUUUAAGUGUCCACUCUCACUAAUUUCCAUUAACCUGGCCUCAAGUUAUUGCACAGUUGGUAUACACAUUCAGUAUACCAAAAAAAAUGUGGUGGCCAGUCUAGUCCAAAAUGCCAGUGCCGAUUUUUUUGUCCCUGUCCAUAUAUGAUUGGUGAUAAAAAUGUCCAUCUAGAAACUCCUUCACCUCCUUACAUGAGAAACUUGCAGGUUAAAGACCUUUUUUCUACUGUCUACAUUAUACAGUUGGAUAUUUUUUUAUCAUUUUAUUUUCUGUGGUGGAUGUUUGCCUUUAUUGUAAUUACUUCUAGAAAUUUAGAUGUUUUCAUGUUAGUUACAAAUAAUUACCUUCCAUGCUCUCUGUUAUUUUCAGACAUGUUUAUUGAUAAUGAUAAUGAUGACAAAUUGUUUAAUGGUAUUAAAAUGUUCAGA